Molecule: messenger RNA, 4892 nt
Organism: Cynocephalus volans (Philippine flying lemur)
Lineage: Eukaryota; Metazoa; Chordata; Mammalia; Dermoptera; Cynocephalidae
Gene: DISP2
Product: dispatched RND transporter family member 2
Exons: 8
Coding region: 1-4206 (1401 amino acids)
Biological process (GO): smoothened signaling pathway
Cellular component (GO): membrane
Molecular function (GO): transmembrane transporter activity
Source: RefSeq, a predicted model, not a curated record
AUGGACGACGGUAGCAGCAGCAGCCGCGGCAGCGGUCCGGCAGCCGGCCGGGAUCCGGAAGGGGAGCAGCGGCCCGAGGGGGAGCCCUUGGCCCCAGAUGGCUGUUCCCCAGACAGGUCCCAGACCAAGGCUGUGGCCCCUGAGGCAAGUCCAGAGAGAAGCUGCUCCCUCCACAGCUGCCGCUUUGAGGACCCUUUCAGUUCUUCGGGACCCCCACCAACAACUUCCACUCUCCAGCCUGUGGGUCUGUCCAGCCCCUUGGCUCCUGUGCACUUCACCUAUCCCCGGGCACCACAGGAAUACCAGGGGGGCAGUUCCCUGCUAGGACUUGGGGACCGGGCAGCUCUGUGUUCCCAUGGCUCCAGCCUCAGCCCAUCCCCAGCCCCCUCACAGCGUGAUGGGGCCUGGAAGCCACCCUCUGUGCAGCACCAUGUGGUCAGCGUCAGGCAGGAACAAGCCUUCCAAAUGCCAAAGAGCUAUUCCCAGCUGAUUGCUGAGAGACCAGUGGCUGUGCUACUGCUGUGUCUGGCUGUCGUCCUCCUCUGCACCCUGGCUGGACUGUUGGGGGGCCAGCUGCCCGACUUCUCCGAGCCUUUGCUGGGCUUUGAGCCUCGGGACACGGACAUUGGGCGCAAGCUAGUGGUCUGGAGAGUACUGCAGGCCCUCACAGGCCCCAGGAAGCUGCUUUUCCUUUCCCCAGACCCCAGGGAGCUGAACAGCUCGACCUCCCACACCGCUCUGAGCCCUGCACCCUGGGGCAGCGCCCAGGAGGGCGUUGUUCAGCCUCGGAGGAUGGUGGAGUUCCUGGAGAACAGAGGGCAGGAGAGCUUCUUCUGUGGCCCCCCCGAGAAGAGCUAUGCACAGCUGGUGUUCAUGUCCACUUCAGAGGGCAGCCUGUGGAACGUGCACGCCAUCCAUUCCAUGUGUCGCAUGGAACAGGACCAGAUCCGCUCCCAUACCCAUUUUGGGGCCCUGUGCCAGCGUACAGCAGCCAACGAGUGCUGCCCCAGCUGGUCCAUGGGCAAUUAUGUGGCUGUGCUCUCCAACCGCUCCUCCUGCCUGGACACUACCCAAGCUGAUGCAGCCCGCAUACUGACCCUGCUUCGGGCUUGUGCCCCCUACUACCACCGUGGUGCCCUGGUGCCCUCUUGUCUGGGACCCAGGCAGGACAAGCCCCCACACUGUGCCCAGAUUCCCACCAAAUGCUCCUGGAGUAGUGCCAUCUACCAACUCCUGCACUUUUUGCUGGACAAGGACUUUCUGAGUCCCCAGACUGCUGACUACCAGGUGCCCUCCCUCAAGUACAGCCUUCUCUUCCUGCCCACCCCAAAGGGUGCCUCUAUGAUGGACAUCUACCUGGACCGCUUAGCCGUCCCUUGGGGGCUCUCGAACAACUAUACAUCCGUCGCCGGCAUGGACCUGGGCCUCAAGCAGGAGCUGCUGAGACACUACCUGGCCCAGGAUACGGUGUACCCCUUGUUGGCCCUGGCUGCCAUCUUCCUGAGCAUCGCCCUCUACCUGCGCUCACUCUUCCUGGCGCUCAUGGUCUUGCUGGGGGUGCUGGGCUCCCUGCUGGUUGCCUUCUUUCUUUACCGCGUGGCCUUCCGCGUGGCCUACUUCCCCUUCGUCAAUCUGGCGGCCCUCAUCCUGCUCAGCAGCGUCAGUACCAACCACACGCUCAUCUUCUUCGACCUAUGGCGCCUCAGCAAGAGCCAGCUGCCCUCUGGGGGACUGGCGCAGCGCGUGGCUCGCACCAUGCACCACUUCGGCUACCUGCUGCUAGUCUCCGGCCUCACCACGGGCGUGGCCUUCUACGCCAGCUACCUGAGCCGCCUGCCAGCCGUGCGCUGCUUCGCGCUGUACAUGGGUACGGCUGUGCUGGUGCACAUGGCGCUGACGCUGGCCUGGCUGCCCGCGUCCGCGGUGCUCCACGAGCGCUUCCUGGCGCGCGGCUGUGCGCCCCCGGCGCAGGGCCCAUGGGGCUGCAGCGCGCCCCGGCGGCUGGCGCUGGCGCUGCACCGGCGGCUCCGCGGCCUGCGGAGGGCCGCCGCCGGCGCUUCUCGUCUGCUCUUCCAGCGCCUGCUGCCCUGUGGCGUCAUCAAGUUCCGCUACAUCUGGAUCUGCUGGUUCGCAGCGCUGGCAGCUGGAGGCGCCUACAUCGCCGGCGUCAGCCCCCGCCUGGGGCUGCCCGAGCUGCCGCCGUCUGGCGGCCAGGUCUUCCGGCCUAGCCACCCCUUCGAGCGCUUCGACGCAGAGUACCGCCAGCAGUUCCUGUUCGAGCGGCUGCCUCAGGGGGAGGGCGGCCACAUGCCUGUGGUUUUGGUGUGGGGAAUCCUGCCUGUGGAUACUAGCGACCCCUUGGAUCCUCGCAGCAACAGCUCACUGGUGAGCGACCCUGGCUUCUCGGCCAGCAGCUCCGAGGCCCAGCGCUGGCUGCUGGCACUCUGCCAUAGAGCCCGGAAUCAGAGCUUCUUCGGCACCCAGCCAGAGGGCUGGUCCACCCUGUGCUUUGUGGAGGCCCUCCAGCGCUGGAUGGAGAGCCCCAACUGCGCCCGCCUGGGUCCUGACCUCUGCUGUGGCCGCUCAGGCUUCCCUUGGGCCCCCCAGCUUUUCCUGCACUGCCUCAAGAUGAUGGCUCUGGAGCAAGGCCUCCAUGGCACCCGUGACCUGGGGCCCCGCUUUGAUGCCCACGGCAGCCUGGUUGCCCUGGUCCUGCAGUUCCAGACCAACUUCCAGUACAGUCCAGACUACGGGCAGACCCACCAAUUCUACACUGAGGUCAGCCACUGGCUGGCAGUGGAGCUGGGCAUGGCACCUCCAGGCCUCCGCCACGGUUGGUUCACAAGCCGUCUGGAGCUGUACAGCCUGCAGCACAGCCUGAGCACUGAGCCUGCUGUGGUGCUGGGUCUAGCCUUGGCACUGGCCUUUGCCACACUACUGCUGGGCACCUGGAAUGUUCCACUCAGCCUGUUCUCUGUGGCAGCAGUGGCAGGCACUGUCCUGCUCACUGCAGGACUCCUGGUUCUCCUCGAGUGGCAGCUCAAUACUGCUGAGACCCUCUUUCUCUCUGCCUCUGUGGGCCUUUCAGUAGACUUCACUAUCAACUACUGCAUCUCCUAUCACCUGUGCCCACAUCCUGACCGCCUGAGCCGCGUGGCCUUCUCACUGCGCCAGACCAGCUGUGCCACGGCAGUGGGGGCUGCAUCCCUGUUUGCAGCUGGUGUGCUCAUGCUGCCUGCCACAGUUCUGCUCUAUCGCAAGCUGGGCAUCGUCCUCAUGAUGGUCAAGUGCGUCAGCUGUGGCUUUGCCAGCUUCUUCUUCCAAUCUCUAUGCUGUUUCUUUGGGCCAGAGAAGAACUGUGGACAGAUCCUCUGGCCCUGUGCCCACCUGCCAUGGGACACCGGAACUGGGGAGCCCGGUAGGGAGAAGGCAGGCCAUCCGCGACCAGGGCCAGGAGGAGGGGCACCUGGGUCCUGCUCAGAGCACUAUGAGCUACAGCCCUUGGCACGGCGCCGAAGCCCCAGCUUUGACACCAGCACAGCCACCAGCAAGCUGUCCCACCGGCCCUCAGUACUCUCUGAAGAUCUGCAGCUGCAUGAUGGCCCCUGCUGCUCCCGACCCCCACCAGCCCCUGCUUCCCCAAGGGAGCUGCUCCUAGACCACCAAGCAGUUUUCAGCCAGUGCCCAGCCCUGCAAACCUCCUCCCCCUAUAAGCAGGCUGACCCCAGCCCCAAAACCCAGGCCAGGCAGGACUCCCAAGGGCAGAAGGUUGAGCCCCCGCAGGCCUCACCAGAAGCCCCAGCCCACUCCCCUAAGUCCAAGGCUGCAGAGCCUCCAAAUGGCCUCUGCUCCUCAGCCAGCACCUUGGAGGGCCUCAGUGUCUCUGAUGAGACCUGCCUAAGCACCUCUGAGCCCAGUGCCCAUGUACCAGAUUCCGUGGGUGCCUCCCCAGAGGACCUGGAUGACACUGGCCAGCCACUACCUGAACGGGGCCAGCUGAAUGAGAAGCGGGACACCCUAUGGCUGGCACUGAGGGAGACAGUGUAUGACCCAUCACUGCCUGCCUCCCACCAGAGCAGCUUGUCUUGGAAGGGCCGCGGAGGGCUGGGGGACGGCAGCCCUGUGGUGCUGCCCAACAGCCAGCCAGAUCUGCCAGACGUUUGGCUGCGCAGGCCCAGCACCCACACCUCAGGCUACAGCAGCUGAAGGCGGCCUGGUGAGGCCGGACUGGGGCACAGAGCCCUGUGGGGGAUGAGUGGAGACUGAAGGCAUUUCUCCAAAUCGAGAUGGAGAGUUCUCACCCUCCAACUGUGGAUUUUAAACCAUGCUAGAUGUUCCAGCCUUGCUCCGGCUGCUGCUUACUCCUCACAUCUGGAGGAUUCCAUGGGGAGGGUUUUGGGAGGGGAACACCAGGCUCUCCCUGUAUCCUGCUGAGGGCUCGUCUGCUGCCCAGCACCAACAAGGACCCAUCCUCUGGAAAGGAAGAAGGCCAGAUGUAACCUUAGGGGAGACUGACCUGGCCCCCAUCCCAAGUGGCAAGAAGUUCAGUAAGACUAAGGGACCCCAUCCUUGGGACCCUGGUGGGGCACCUCACUGACUAGAAGAGCCCACAGGCACCUCCGCAGCCUCCUGAGUCCCACCCCUUUCAUGGGCUCUUCAUCAGGACACUUCCCUCUCUUUGAGAAGUGUCUCUAGGCCAGAAUUUGGCUGGGGCCUCUGUCCCGAACUGCCCUGCUCUCCUCACACUCACCAGUCUGUCCAGAAAUUCUCCAAUACCAGGCAGAGAUGGCUUCUGUGAGUGAAGCAGAAGGAGGAUGGCCAGCCUUGGAGCCUCCCUAAUUUCAAGACAGUCCCUCGCUGGAAGUAGGCUCUGGUGCUUUUCCCUUAAUAAA